Staurois parvus is the source of this 567-nucleotide messenger RNA. Lineage: Eukaryota; Metazoa; Chordata; Amphibia; Anura; Ranidae. The record is from the annotation of a GenBank genome assembly.
GUGUGACAGUUAUACAGUCUACUGGGGUAAUAUGGCGAUGAUCAGGACGCCGGUAUGGGGUAUGGAGUGAUCAGGACGCUGGUAUGGGGUAUGGAGGUGAUCAGGACGCUGGUAUGGGGUAUGGAAGUGAUCAGGAUGCUGGUAUGGGGUAUGACGAUGAUCAGGACGCUGGUAUGGGGUAUGGAGGUGAUCAGGACGCUGGUAUGGGGUAUGACGAUGAUCAGGACGCUGGUAUGGGGUAUGGAGGUGAUCAGGACGCUGGUAUGGGGUAUGGAGGUGAUCAGGACGCUGGUAUGGGGUAUGGAAGUGAUCAGGACGCUGGUAUGGGGUAUGGAGGUGACCAGGAUGCUGGUAUGGGGUAUGGAGGUGAUCAGGAUGCUGGUAUGGGGUAUGGAGGUGAUCAGGACGCUGGUAUGGAAGUGAUCAGGACGCUGGUAUGGGGUAUGGAGGUGAUCAGGAUGCUGGUAUGGGGUAUGGAGGUGAUCAGGACGCUGGUAUGGAAGUGAUCAGGACGCUGGUAUGGGGUAUGGAGGUGAUCAGGACGCUGGUAUGGGGUAUGGAGGUGAU